AUGCUGGGCACACGGGUCGCUAGGGUGUCCUUACGAUCGUGCGCGAGCUGCCCUCCCCCGAAGCAGUCGCCCCUACCCAAGCCGCCCGCUGACCACCGCGACCUCGCCGUGCAACAAGAGCUCUUCACCACCUCGGUCUACUCCCCUGGCAGUCCCAUCUUCCUGCCCGCCGGUGCUCGCAUCUUCAAUCGCCUUGUCGGGUUCCUCCGCCGAAAGUACGUCAAGUAUGGCUUCCAGGAGGUCAUCACCCCCACAAUCUACAAGAAGGCCCUGUGGGCGAAGUCGGGCCAUCUCGAGAACUAUGCCGACGACAUGUUCACCGUGACGAGCACAUCCCCCUCUCGACGCGAUCCUCCUUCCGAUUCCGUCCUGGAAGAUGGGGCAGCUGCCGAGGAGGAGGACGAGUACGGCCUCAAGCCCAUGAACUGCCCCGGCCACUGCCUCAUCUUCGCCGCCCGCCGCCACUCCUACCGCGACCUGCCCAUCCGCUACGCCGAUUUCUCCCCGCUGCACAGGAACGAGGUCUCGGGCGCCCUGAGCGGCCUCACGCGCAUCGAGGACGAGAUCCGGCGCACGCUCGACUUUGUACGCGAGACGUACGAGACGUUCAAGCUGGGACCCUACAGGCUGGUGCUGUCGACGCGGCCGCAGGAGCAUUACAUCGGCACCCUGGAGGAGUGGGACCAGGCCGAGGGUGCGCUCAAGAGCGCGCUGGACCACGCGGGCCAGGCGUGGACGCUCAACGAGGGCGACGGGGCGUUCUACGGGCCCAAGAUCGACAUCAUCCUCAAGGACUCGGACGGAAAGGAGCACCAGACGGCGACGGUGCAGCUGGACUUCCAGCUGCCCAAGCGGUUCGAGCUCGAGUACGAGGCCCCCGCGCCAGAGCUGGAGCAGAGGGGCCUGACUUCUUCCGACCCUGCAAAGCAGGCUGUCGUGGGCCGAGUCCGCCCCGUGAUGAUCCACAGAGCCGUGCUUGGCUCCGUGGAGAGGCUGAUGGCGCUGCUGAUUGAGCACUACAAUGGCAAGUGGCCGUUCUGGCUUAACCCCAGGCAGGUGGCUAUCAUCACCGUCAACGACACGGAGCCCGUCGUGACUAUGGCGCGGGACACCAUGGAUGUUCUCCUGGGCACGGAAAACAGCCGCAGUGAGCCGUUGGUCGAUGGCGAGGCGGCGCCGACCUCAGUCAGCCACCCGUCACAGCUGGCGGUGGAUCUGGACGACAGCCCGCGGAGUGUGGGCCUCAAGGUUCGCGAGGCGAAGGCCAAGGGCUACGGCGCGAUUGUCGUGAUUGGGCCCAAGAAUGUGGAUAGUGGGAGUGUAAGUGCCAACGUGUCGGGUAUACCAUCAUUGAAAGACCAGAAAGAUGAUGUGCCUAUGACUGUGAUAGAACUGCUGCGCUUCCUGAAGCUGCAGGUAGAUACGUACCAGUAG
Molecule: messenger RNA, 1434 nt
Organism: Diaporthe citri
Lineage: Eukaryota; Fungi; Ascomycota; Sordariomycetes; Diaporthales; Diaporthaceae
Exons: 3
Coding region: 1-1434 (477 amino acids)
Biological process (GO): threonyl-tRNA aminoacylation
Cellular component (GO): cytoplasm
Molecular function (GO): ATP binding; threonine-tRNA ligase activity
Source: RefSeq, a predicted model, not a curated record